Messenger RNA from Sciurus carolinensis (gray squirrel), 1554 nucleotides. RefSeq names its product delta like non-canonical Notch ligand 1 (gene Dlk1). The coding region runs from base 164 to 1315 and encodes 383 amino acids. The transcript has 5 exons. Gene Ontology annotation, biological process: negative regulation of Notch signaling pathway. The record is from RefSeq and is a predicted model, not a curated record. Gene Ontology annotation, molecular function: Notch binding; calcium ion binding. Lineage: Eukaryota; Metazoa; Chordata; Mammalia; Rodentia; Sciuridae. Gene Ontology annotation, cellular component: membrane.
GCGGCGGCGGCGGAGAGCAGCGCGCAGCCCGGUGCAGCCCUGGCUUUCCACUCGCUGCGCGUCCGCGCCCCUUUCAGCGUCCGCAACCAGAAGCCCAGCGCAGCUCCCGGAGCCGGACCUGCGCCCGCACCGCUCCCAGGACCGCGACCCCGGCCGCCCCGCGAUGACCGCGACCGAAGCCCUCCUGCGCGUCCUCUUGCUCCUGCUGGCUAUCGGCCACAGCACCCAUGGAGCUGAAUGCUUUCCAGCCUGUGACCCUAAAAAUGGAUUCUGCGAGGAUGACAAUGUUUGCAGGUGCCAGCCUGGUUGGCAGGGUCCCCUGUGUGACCAGUGCGUGACCUCUCCCGGCUGUGUUAACGGACUCUGUGAAGAACCCUGGCAGUGCAUUUGCAAGGAUGGCUGGGACGGAAAACUCUGCGACAUAGACGUCAGGGCUUGCUCCUCCACCCCCUGCUCCAACAACGGGACCUGCGUGAACCUCGAUAGCGGCGGCUAUGAGUGCUCCUGUGCCCCCGGGUUCUCGGGAAGGGACUGCCAGGAGAAGGACGGCCCCUGCGUGAUCAACGGUUCCCCCUGCCAGCACGGAGGUACCUGCGUGGACGACGAGGGCCGGGCCUCCCAUGCCGCCUGCCUGUGCCCCCCUGGCUUCUCAGGCAACUUCUGCGAGAUCAUGGCCAACAGCUGCACCCCCAACCCGUGCGAGAACGACGGCGUCUGCACUGACAUAGGGGGCGACUUCCGCUGCCGCUGCCCGGCCGGCUUCAUCGACAAGACCUGCAGCCGCCCGGUGACCAUCUGCGCCAGCAGCCCAUGCCAGAACGGGGGCACCUGCCUGCAGCACUCCCAGGUGAGCUACGAGUGUCUGUGCAAGCCCCCGUUCACGGGUCCCACCUGCGUGAAGAAGCGCGGGGCUGGCUCCCCGCAGGUCACCCACCUGCCCAGCGGCUACGGGCUGACCUACCGCCUGACCCCCGGGGUGCACGAGCUGCCGGUGCCGCAGCCCGAGCACCGCAUCCUGAAGGUGUCCAUGAAAGAGCUCAACAAGAGUACCCCUCUCCUCACCGAGGGUCAGGCCAUCUGCUUCACCAUCCUGGGCGUGCUCACCAGCCUGGUGGUUCUGGGCACCGUGGGCAUCGUCUUCCUCAACAAGUGCGAGGCCUGGGUGUCCAACCUGCGCUACAGCCACAUGCUGCGCAAGAAGAAGAACCUGCUGCUGCAGUACAACAGCGGGGAGGACCUGGCGGUCAACAUCAUCUUCCCCGAGAAGAUCGACAUGGCCACCUUCAGCAAGGAGGCGGGCGACGAGGAGAUCUAAGCAGUGUUCCCACAAGCCCCUCUGUAUUCUCGGGGUUCCGCAGAGCUCACUACAUGCGGUCUGUGCUAAUCUUUGUGGUGGAAUUUGCUAUCUUCUGUGUGGAAUCUGGUGAACGCUAUGCUUACGUGUAUUGCUUUUGUGUUGCCGUGUGACAAACGCCAUGCCCACGGAGACUAUCUCCUCUUUCUCUCUAUUAAUGCAUGAUAACAAAUAAUAAUAAGAAUUUCAUCUUUAAACAA